This is a messenger RNA of Telopea speciosissima, 4221 nucleotides long. RefSeq lists its product as uncharacterized. The transcript is spliced from 3 exons. NCBI's taxonomy places the organism in Eukaryota, Viridiplantae, Streptophyta, Magnoliopsida, Proteales, Proteaceae. The coding region runs from base 249 to 4067 and encodes 1272 amino acids. The record is from RefSeq and is a predicted model, not a curated record.
UCUGUACCUCCCUAGGGUUUAGAAAUUGGAUCAUCGAAUCCGUUGGUUUAUUUUAUGUUUUCAAAGGAGAGUUGUUUUCUGUCUGGGAAUGGUGAGAAUGAGUUGCUUUUCUCUAUUGCAUUUCAUUUGGGGACCUGCAGCUUAAGAGGUAUGGCUUCUGUUUUGCAACCAUUUCUGAUUCGUAAUCGAAGCUAAGGAUUUUUGGUUUUCCAUGUCAUUUCGUUUGCUCGCUUGCCAUUAUAUCUGUGAUGAACAGCGAGUGCGAAUUAGAUAGAAAGUCUGAUAUAGCUGCUGAUUUGCCUCGCUACGGGGUGGAACAUCCCGAUGUAAUUAGGGUUUCUGGAGCUACGCCUGGUGAGCAUUGCUACGCUGCUCGAAUUGAUGGAACCGAGUGUUUGACGAUGACGGCUGCUGGGUCGGAGGAUUCUAGGGUUCUCCCUGAGAACGUUGGUGGAGAAAUGGACGCCAAACCUGUAGCCAGGUUUCCAGAUGGGCGGGAGGUGGAGGAUUUAAAUUCAAAUGGUACACAUGUUGUUUCUUUAGCUGAACAUGUAGAGACAGAGAAGGUGAGAUGCGAAGAAGUUAGUGUAUUGAUGGAUGUCGAUUCGGAGUCUAGGGUUUCCGUUUUUCGAACUGAUGACUUGCCAUCGAGCAGGGAAAGCCCUGCUCUUGCCGUUCAAGACACGGGAACGGAGCAUGCGACAACGAGCUUGGAAGUGAUGAUACCUGGUAGUUCUUCCGGGGUAACGAGGAGAGAUGUAGAAGCCACCUUUAAACGGGCUGGCUCUGAUUUUGAUUCUUUAUACUCUAAGCUCGAUGAGAAUGCCGUCCAUGAGUUGCCAGAGGCACUGGGCGCAGAAACAGCUAGCGCCUUGAAAUAUGGAUUCAAAAUAGGGGACAUGGUGUGGGGAAAGGUCAAGUCUCAUCCGUGGUGGCCUGGGCACAUUUUCAGUGUAGCAUUCGCAUCUCCUUCUGUCCGUCGGACGAAGAGGGAGGGUCAUGUUUUGGUUGCUUUCUUUGGUGACAGCAGUUAUGGUUGGUUCGACCCAGCAGAGCUUAUUCCAUUUGAUCCUCAUUAUGCAGAGAAAUCGCGGCAGAUAAACUCUCGGAAUUUCUUGAAAGCUGUUGAAGAGGCUGUUGAUGAGGCCAGCCGGAGACGGGCUCUUGGUUUGGCCUGCCUCUGUUGGAACCCGUUUAAUUUCCGGCCUGCAAAUGUUCAGGAGUAUUUUUCUGUUGAUGUAGGCGGAUAUGAGCCUGGUGGAGUUUAUUCAGUGAAGCAAAUUGAAAUGGCAAGAGAUAGCUUCCACCCAGCUGAGAUGCUUUCUUUGGUUCUACAAAUGGCAUUGACACCUCGGAGUGAUGAGCAUAAGGGCAUUGAUCGGAUUAAGGAUAAUGCCACUAUUCUAGCUUACCGGAAGGCAGUGUUUGAGGAGUACGAUGAAACUUAUGCUCAGGCAUUUGGAGUACAAACAACACGGUCUCGUGAUUCAAUGGGGGUAUUAUAUCAACCUGAGAAAAUUCCAUCUCGAGCUCCUUUGAGUGGCCCUCUGGUGAUUGCUGAAGCUCUUGGUGAGAGGAAGAGCUCGACAAAGCCUAUAAAAGUUAAAGACCAAUCAAAGAAAGACAAAUACUUGUUGAAACGAAGAGAAGGACCAAAUGAUCUCAAGUCGCAUCACAUUAGCCAAGGACCUGUAGGUACAUCAGUACCAUCGAGUUCGAAGGAGGGAGUGGCAGCAUCAGCAGCUGGGGACUUUGUAUUGCAAAAAAGAGAAUCAAUGAAGCCUCAUACUCAGCGAAAAGUAGGAGCAGGAAUGAUCAGUGGGGUUAUUUCAGCUCCGAGUCAAGGAGCAGCUGAGCAAGAGGGGAUUCAAGCAGCAGACAAGAAACCAGUAGUGGCUCCUAAAAGCUCAGUUGAUUCGCCUGUGAACACAAGUCAGGUUACUGAAUUGACUGGUUCUCAGUUGCAGGCUGCACAGGAGGUUCAAGAACAUGGAAAACAACCUCUGGAUGAGGAUAUGUCUGGCUUGGAAGAGGUGAAAGGAAGAGUGAGUGUAGAUGUGGUGGGGGGUCCCGUUCAUUUAUCUAAUACAGGGGGGAUGUCAGAACACCAUGGUGCAGUACACCAUGAUUUUUGGCAGGGAGGUGAAGCAAUGGUUGAUGUGAAACGUGAGGAGCAAUUGAAGGUUGGCAAUACAGUUGAAGUAAUUGAACAAGCAAAGAUGAGAAUCACAAAGCCCUCUGAAGAUCACAAUGGACUUGAUCAAGUGUGGCAAGGUGCUAGUGGUAUACCUUUGGUAGCCGCUGAUGUGAAACAUCCUGCAAUUAAGAUCAUAAAUACAGGCAGUGACACAGGGAUGAAGGCCAAAAAUAUCCGCAAGCGCCCUGGAGAGGAGCUGAACUUUGAGAAAUCUAUCAUGGGGGAGAGAAAGAAGAAAAGGAAGAAAGAACCAGGUUCAAAGGCAAGCCUGGAUUAUAAACCAAAACAUCUGAAAAGUGGAAGAGAUGGAGAAUCACGGAGAAAAUCUGCAGGAAAAUCCAUUGGCAUUGGUAUGGGUUCACAGAGAAAAGUUGAUGGGGCCAACGAUACCUUCCCUUCCAGCUCAGUGGUCGCUCCAUUAGUGGUUGAUAUGGAGAAUGCAGAUGUUGAUCUCCCACAAUUAGUGGAUGAUCUUUUGUCUCUCGCUCUUGAUCCCUUCCAUGGUGUAGAACAGAACAGCCCUGCUAUUGUACGACAGGUUUUCCUGCGGUUCCGAUCUAUUGUCUAUCAGAAAAGUUUGGUUCUGUUGCCCUCGACUGAAGCUGAUACUUCUGAGCAAGGCAAUAAAUCUGCAGCUGGUACUGGUGCUCUAGAUAUUCCUCUUGGUGAUGAGGGAAACCAGCCUUCUGAUUCAAGGCCACCUAAGCAGCUGUUUAGAUCAGAAGAUCCCACAAAAGCCGGCCGUAAGCGUAGGCCCUCUGACCGCCAGGAAGAGAUUUCUGCAAAGAGGCUGAAGAAACUGAAGGACCUGAAGGCGGUGACAGAAAAAAAGGCUGGCAACUUGAAUAUUUCUGAUUUACAGCGAGACCGGAAAGAUGUUAAAGAUGGUGGUGUAGUAGUGCGAGCAAAGCCAAUGAAGCCAGUUUCUGUGAAGAAACUGGAGCCGCCCCUGAGGGGGGUGGCAGAGCCGACAAUGCUGGUUAUAAAAUUCCCCCCUAACACAACACUGCCAUCCAUUCCAGCGUUGAAGGCACGGUUCGCUCGCUUUGGGUCACUUGAUUACUCUGCCAUCCGUGUGCUUUGGAAGUCUUCGACUUGCCGCGUUGUUUUCAUGCACAAGUCCCAUGCACAUGCAGCAUACAACCAUGCAGUAAAGAAUAGUUCCCUAUUUGGGAGUGUGAAGGUGAAGUACUUCUUGCGUGAUUUGGAAGUACCAGCACAGGAGUCGUUUGAUUCGGUCAGGUGGCGAGAAGAUACUGGCGAUGAGCCCUUACAGUUCAGGGUCCCAUCCAUGACUAAUUCAGCCGGAGAGCCUAGGCAAGCAGCUUUUCUGCCACGGCUACCUCAACCCUCCGUCCAGCUGAAAUCGUGUCUGAAGAAGCCAAAUGGUGAUGAGUCAGGGCCAACCGUGGGUGUUCCAAGGGAGAGCCCACGUGUAAAAUUCAUGUUAGGAGGGGAGGAAAGUAGUAAAGGAGAGCAGUUGGUGGUUAGUAGUAGCAUCAACAACAAUGGUAGUAAUGCAGAUGGUGGUGCAUCUUCUCUUGCAAUGGGUGUUAAUACUAAUAGAAAGAACUUUCAAAAGGUCGUUUCUCCACUGCCUCCUCUCCUUCGUUUUCCCCCUUGUAGUAUUCUGGAUGCGCAUGAGAGUCGUACAGUUGCGCAAUUACCCAAAUACCAUCAUCUGCACGAUAGCAAAGUAGAGACAAGGAACAACCUCCACAACUUCGUCACCACCACCACCACCACCAUCACAAUCUCUGCCACCAACAUUGACAUCUCCCAUCAGAUGUUAAGUCUUCUGAUGAGGUGCAGCGACAUAGUAACCGACGCGAAAUCCUCGUUAGGAUAUGUUCCUUACCACCCUCUUUGAUGGCAACUGGUGCCGAUUGGGUAAUAUAAACAUGCUUGGACUACCGUGUUGGUUGCUGCGUGCGGCCUGCGAAGUUGUAACAUAACACAAGAAGCCUUGGGGGGAGGCCUUCUAGGCCAUGUUUCCGUUGGGAGCAUCUGUAGUUUAAAUUAAA